AUGUCGAAUAGGAAGGAUCACGGUCUGAAGCAGCACGGACUGUCGGAUGACGCUGUGGAGGCUGGACACGACUUCAUCCACGAUGCUGAGGUCGAGGAGGAGAGGAGACACAGCGGUGACGCGGCCGCGAUGCCUUCCAUGGCCUCCACCAUGGAGCAGGCCAAGAAGAAGGUCGGAUUGGAGGCAUCAAAAAUUGCAGAGCAGCUUCCUGGCAAAGAUAAACUGGACAAGAAAGCUUGA
Colletotrichum gloeosporioides is the source of this 240-nucleotide messenger RNA. RefSeq lists its product as uncharacterized. Lineage: Eukaryota; Fungi; Ascomycota; Sordariomycetes; Glomerellales; Glomerellaceae. The coding region runs from base 1 to 240 and encodes 79 amino acids. The record is from RefSeq and is a predicted model, not a curated record. The transcript is spliced from 2 exons.